UGAAGGUCCUGCAGCAGGAGAUCUCUGAGCUGAGGAGGAGAAAAGCUGAGCUGGAGCAGCUCUCUCACACAGAGGACCCCACCCAGUUUCUACACAACUACACCUUGCUGUCACGUCUCAGUGAAGCUCCAGACUCAGCCAGCAUCAAUAUUCAUCCUGAGAGCUACACUGAGGAUGUGGCAGCAGCUGUGUCGGAGACCAGAGAGAAACUGCAGGACAAUGUUGAAUGGACCAUAACUGCUGUUGAAGAAACUCAGGGUGAUGUUUCACUGUUUGAGUCAGAGCCCAAGACCAGAGCUGAAUUCCUAAAAUAUAAAUGUGAAAUCACAUUUAACCCAAACACAGCACACCAGCGCGUUGUGCUUGGGCCUGGCUUAAAAGCAAAAUAUAGUUGUACUCAAACAGCCAAGUAUGAUCACACUGACAGAUUCACUGACUGGCCUCAGGUGUUGAGCAGAGAGAGUUUCACAGGACCUUGUUACUGGGAGGUGGAGUGGAGUGGGGAUGAUGUCUUUAUAGCAUUAGCUGACAGCAGUGUAAGCAGAUCAGGAAAAGAGAGUGCUUUUGGAAACAAUAACAGUUCAUGGGCAUUGGAGUGUUUCAGUGGUGGUUAUACAUUCAGAGAUUCAGGCAGCAACACUUUCAUUAAAGGUCCACAGUCCUCGAGAAUUGGAGUGUUCCUGAAUCAUUUUAAUAGUUACACUUAUCUGUCCUUCUACAGCGUCUCUGAAAGCACUCGAACCAUGACUCUCCUCCACAGAGUCCAGACUACGUGCCCACUCCUGGUUGGGCUCGGUGUAUACGGCGGUAGCGCUGAAAUCUGUGAGAUUUCAAGUUAAAAAUGAUAAAAUUCAUAAAAUCAUUAUCUUAUGCAACAAAAAGUAAAGAAGCUUCAUAAACAAGAUACUCACUUGAAGGUAAAAUGUCUUUGUUUUAUACUUUUUAUUAUAAGAAGUGGCCUAGGAAAAACAGACAAGUGAUUGUUCAUCAGUUCAUUGUUAGAAAAUAGCACAGACAUUUUAUACAAUAAAAACUCAGUUUUUAUUGAAAUCUUUAUUUCUCUAAAGAUAAUAAAUAUUAUUUUUAAAUCUUUUCUUGAUUUGUGACAGACUUCUGAUAUUGUUUGCAAUAACUGACUAAGUUUUUGGGGUUAUUUUCAUAAUUUAUUUAUCAGAAUGUUUAUUAAACAAAAUAAUGAUAUUUCAUGGAAAUAUUCAAUUCAUUUCUAUAUUGUAUGUGUAACAGAUUUGAUUGUAAAACAUCUCAAAAUUAAAACUUAAUGUCAUGUGACGCCAUAACAGCUUCUUAUCUGCUGAUGUUUUUAUUGGGAAUAUUUCAUCCAUGGAGAGUAAGGUAAAGUGCUUCGAAACAGUGUUUUAGUUUAAAUAACUUUUAUUUGAUUGUCUCGUAUGGCCAGUGUUUUAUUGUCUAGCAAAUCGUUAACAAAGGCAGUGUUUCUAAAACAUCUAGAAAUUUAUGAGACGUAUUUAUCAUAAAAUCCAGUAAAUGAGAGGAAAUGACCGGGACCUUUGGAGCGUGUUUUUCUUUCCUACCUGAUACAGUGUUUGUUGAUUUUACUCAAAAUUAUUUAGUUUCCAGUUUCAAUCAAGUUUUCUCCAUUUGUCCAGCGCUGUGCUGGAAACAUGCUUCAGAGUUUGGUCCAGAUUGGCAUGAUGGUGUCACAGAGUUGUUUCAGAUUUGUCAGCUGCACAACUCUGAUGUGAAUCUCCCUUUUACCACAUCAUAAAGGUCUGAGAUCUGGUGCUUGUGGAGUCCAUGUGAGUGCAGUCAGUUCAUUGCCAUGGCGCGUUAUCUUGGUGGAAGCAAUCAUCAAACGGUGGGUGCAGUGUGGCCAUACUGGGAUGGAGAUGGGCAGCAACAAUACUCAGGUAGGCUGUGAUAU
Molecule: messenger RNA, 1903 nt
Organism: Haplochromis burtoni (Burton's mouthbrooder)
Lineage: Eukaryota; Metazoa; Chordata; Actinopteri; Cichliformes; Cichlidae
Product: tripartite motif-containing protein 16
Molecular function (GO): zinc ion binding
Source: RefSeq, a predicted model, not a curated record